AUGCGGAUGAUGCGCCCGCCUCGCACUUUGAAGACUGGUUCGGCUUCCUUGGAACCUCCAGAGCCUCAGGAUCCACAUCCAGACGCGUCCAUCACAAGCCUCUUCCAGCGGACGGGCUCUUCUGCGGAGAGCGUUAAUCCGGGCCUGGACAAGUACCUCAAAAACCUGGAUGCAGCCAGCAUUGAGACCUUCAAGUUGGUGGAAGAUCUGCAGAUCGUCAUUCCUGAGUUGCAUCCGGAGCACAGUCCCCAUGUGGUUUUUGAGCAGUCGGCAGAGCGGGAGAGGGCCGAGUCCUCAUGCAUCAGCAUAGUGGCGCUCUUCAAGAAUCGCUACGAUAUCUUCACCCACCCCCAGGUUCCUCAUGCGAGGCUGGACGAAGGCCAGUGGUCUGAGAUGCAAGGGCUGAUGAGUUGGAUCGACCCAGAUGUCGAACAGAUGCAGGCUGUGUUGGUGCUCUUAGCCAUUCGCGCGCUCGGCAAGUCGAAAGCCGUCUUACAGCAAAUGCCAGCCUAUAUGAGGCGCCCGGAGAAGGCCGUGCUGCAGCUUGUGGGCAGUGAACAAAACGUGGUGCCCUCUGUGAGGUGGCUAACAGAGGGUGGGGGGCGCUUCCUGGAGAAUGCGCUGGAAAUUCACCAGCUCUUCAAUCUCGCCCAAAUGCUGCAAGGUGAGAACCUUCCGGCAAAUAUAGCGCAACUGCGGAAGUGCAUUGACGAGAAGAGUGAAGAGCAAUUCCGCUUCUACAUCCUUUUCUUGCUCGGCUUCAUGAGCGGCAUUGCUGCAGGAGCGGGCUCCCGGUUCAUGCAUUCUAAGAAUGCGGCUUCUGUCAUCAGUGGCAUUCGCUUGCUGAAAAGGCUCAUGGAGUGCUCUCCAGUUGCCAUCUACUGGGGCUACUUACAGGAAAGAGCCCAUAAGCUGCACAUGAGCUUUUGCUCCGUGGAGGACCUUGUGCUGGUUCGGCUAUCAUGCCUGGCACGAGUGCAGGAUGAGAAAGACUACUUGCAGCUUCGCGCGUCCUGGGAUGCGCUGAAAGCCCGAGAACGGGCAGUCUUGACAGAGCACUUCCUAGCUGAUGGUAUUCAGGAGCAGGCCUUCAUGCUUGAGUUCCUACCCAAUUGCGUUGCCAAUGCCAAGGCCAACAGCACAGUUGGCUUUGCUGGUCUACUUGGCGUUUUGGUAGAUUUGCUGAACAACCUGCGCCUGAGCGUGGAUUCCAUGCCAGAUGCUGAUCAGGUCAUUCCGGUUGACCUCUCCGAAAUGGCAGAUUUCAUCGCAGUCGUUCAGAACAGGUUCGUUUUCUUGACUUGCAUCUCCAGAUGUCGGCUACAGUUCGUUGGCCAGAGAGUUUUCCUGAAGAUGACCGGAGGUAACUGGGGCCGAACCGCUGAUGCGGACUCGGACAUGACCAGCCUUGCCUACACUUUGCAG
Messenger RNA from Symbiodinium pilosum, 1425 nucleotides. The record is from the annotation of a GenBank genome assembly. Lineage: Eukaryota; Dinophyceae; Suessiales; Symbiodiniaceae.